Messenger RNA from Phlebotomus papatasi, 2129 nucleotides. It is a transcript of the gene Rsf1, whose product is annotated as RNA-binding protein Rsf1. The transcript is spliced from 2 exons. The record is from RefSeq and is a predicted model, not a curated record. Gene Ontology annotation, molecular function: RNA binding. Lineage: Eukaryota; Metazoa; Arthropoda; Insecta; Diptera; Psychodidae. Gene Ontology annotation, biological process: mRNA splicing, via spliceosome. Gene Ontology annotation, cellular component: nuclear speck. Bases 442 to 1110 code for a protein of 222 amino acids.
UUCUUGAGCAUCAUUUCCCUUGAAAUCGCCGUGGUGUGAAGACUCACGUCUGCUGCGAUUUUAUUAAUUUGUGUGUGCAAAGUAUAAUCUUCCAUAUUGAAAGAGCAUUUGAGAAAAAAGCCGGAUUCUUCGUGACACUUGCAAAUAGCAAAUUCGCUCUCCUCAAACGAUAUCAUCCCUCGAAAACGACGCUGCGACGUCGACGCACUCUGAACUCUUCUUCCCUCUGCGUUCAAUCGACGAUAUCCGACGACAAGGCAAUUUUGAAGGGGCACAGCCUACGACUAACCCUUCAAAGUGCGCUCCCAGCUCAAGCUACACGGCGUCCUCGUCGCAGUUCGCCGCUCGUCCGAUCGACACACACAUCGACGUCAAGCCAAAAGCUCUGUCAAAAGUGAGGUUAAGUCUAGCGAGAGAGAGACAGGUUAGGCCAACAGAAAAAUGGGAGACAAUCGCGGAACACGAGUCUACGUGGGAAAUCUCACUGAUAAAGUAAAGAAGGAGGAUCUUGAGGGAGAAUUUAUCAAAUUUGGUAAGCUGAAUUCUGUCUGGGUGGCAUUCAAUCCACCUGGUUUUGCUUUCGUUGAGUUCCAGAAUCAGGAUGAGGCUGAGAAGGCCUGUGACAUUUUGAAUGGAACUGAAGUUUUGGGUUCCAAAUUGCGCGUUGAAAUCUCCAAAGGGCGUCCACGUAGUUCUCGUGGUGGCCCUGGUGGGGGUAAAUUUGGUGGUCCAGGCCGUGGAGUAGGCGGUCGUGGUGGUGGCGGUGGUGGAUUCCGCAAUGGCGGUGGCCCCAGACAGAGUUCAGGCGGUGGUGGAGGUUUCCGCAGCAGCGGCGGCCCUGGUGGCUUUGGGAGUCGCAGUAGCGGCGGUGGGGGUGGUGGUGGUGGUGGUGGCUUUCGGCCACGUGGUCGAGGUGGCCGUGGGGGAGGUUAUGACUCUGGAAAUGGGGGUGGAUUCGGUGGACGCUCAGGGGGUGGUUUUGGCCGCGAUCGAGAUGGCGGAGGUUACAAUUCCUUCGGCGGCGGUGGCCGAAGUAAUAGUGGCGGGGGCGGCGGUAGCCGAUUUAGAUCGAGGAGUCCUGCCGGUGGUGGACCUCGUGGAAGAUUUUAAGGCAUUUUUAAUUGUAUCAAAGGAUCCUCCUUCUCAACCAACUAAUGGUCUCAUUCUUAGAUGUUAAAGUGCUAUGGAUGGGUUAUUUUAAACAGUCUGACAAGUUGUAGGCAAUUUUUUAUUUCUAAAAUUGCCAAAAUGGGGAUUUUUUUUAAGAUUAUAAUUAAGUGUGUGAAAAAAAUUAUUUGAUGAAUAAUAAAUUGAAUGUAGUAAAAGGGAAAGACUUUUAUUGAAAGGAAACUUAACGAAGAUUUUGAGAAAAAGGUUGUCAAAAAUUUGGUUUAAUAUUCGUAAAGAUUUAUUUUAAACUAAAAUUAUGUCAUAUUUUCGAAUUUUGAAAACUGAUUCGCCAAAAGUUAAGUUGACUGACGAAUCCUUGACACCAAAUUUAACGAAACAAUUUUAAGUGACAUAAAAAAUCAACGAAAAGUGAUGAAUUCAAAUCUUUACGAAUACACAACAAAUUUUUAACACUUUCCGUAUGUUUCGUUAAGAUUUUUAGACUCCAUGUCAUUCUGGGAAUAAUUUUAAGAGCAUGCCUAUCCAUGGCCUGUGUCUAAGGUCCAAUUUUCGGCUCCUUUAAUCACAAGUUAAAGUGCAAAUUAAUAAGAAAAAAAUAGAAAGAAAAAUGUCAUAAAAGGGAUGAUAUCACCAUUCCUUAAAAUCUCUCUCUCGCUCGAGAUCAAGUGUCAAAGAAAAGAUUGUAAAAGAAAAAAUUUAACGAAAAGACGAAUAAACUUUUGAUAUAAAAAAAACAGCAAGAGGGAUUGAUUGAAAGAGGGAGACAAUAUUUAAGGAGAAAUAAACCACCAUAAAAAAUGUGAAUUUCGAGUUAAGAGAGCAAUGUGCACAAAAAAAACUUUAUUUUUCUGUUAAAGAAAAAAAGAGAACCUUCAAAGAUCAUUCAAUGUUGCAAGUAAAGAAAUAUCGUCAAGAGUAUUGAAAAAUGUAAAAGAAAAAAAAUUAUCUAAAGUGUCUGAAGAGAAUAAAGAGAGGAUAAUAUAGACGACAUAAUCACU